AUGCAAAAUAAUCAUCGCAUAGAGCCAAUGUCAACUGAUAUAUCUUCAACUUAUAAUCAAUCUGGAAUUCAACUUAAUUAUAUUCGAACGAUUGACGAUAAUCAUAAAAUUAACACUGAUGCAAGUUUGUCUGAUGUGAAAUACAAUUCUAUUACGAAUUAUUUUCAAAAAAAUUUCAACAAAUGUCAUUGCCUUCACGUGGAAAAACGUGGUAUCGAACGUAUUUUACCAGAAGAUCGUACCGAUUUAAGAAUUAUGAACACAGCAAUGAUAUGGGUGGGUGCUAAUAUCAUUAUACCGACUUUUACUGUUGGAAUGCUUGGUCCUGCAGUAUUCAAAUUGGACCUGUACACUUCAUUUGUAACAAUUAUUAUUAUCAAUUUGCUUGCUUGUAUACCAGUAGGAAUAAUAGCUUGUUUUGGUCCAGCAUCUGGAUUACGUACAAUGAUCUUUUCUCGUUACAGUUGGGGUUAUUAUGGUGCUUCUAUAGUAUCAAUUUUAAAUAUUAUUGUUGCACUAGGCUGGGCGGCUGUCAGUAGUAUCACUGGUGCACAAAUAUUACGUGUUGUAUUUGAUGAUUUAUUACCAGUAGCAGUUGGUAUUAUUAUUAUUAGUGUUGUGUCGAUGAUCGUUUCAUUUGUAGGUUAUAAUUGGAUUCAUAUUUAUGAACGAUAUGCAUGGAUACCAAUAGUUAUAGCAUACUGUAUAUUAGCUGGCAUUGGUGCAAAAUAUUUUACACAUUCUCAAACGGUAUUUCCUGACGAAACUAUAUCAAAUAAUGGACGUCAUUAUCAGAAAAUAAUUUACAUUAUAAAUUUUGGCGCCAUAUGUUUAGGUGGCUCAAUCGUUUGGUCUUCAUUUGCAGCUGACUACAACACAUAUUUUCCUCAAGAUACAAAUCAAUUAAAAAUCUUUCUGUUAACUUACAUUGGUAAUAUUAUAUCAGUAAUUCCAUUAGAAUUGCUUGGUGCAGCUGUAUAUACUGGCACAUAUAGAAAUUCAAAAUGGGCUGAUGCUUAUAAAAAUGAUAAUGUAGGUGGAUUAUUAGGUGCUAGUCUUUCUCCACUUGGUGGCUUUAGAAAAUUUCUACUUAUUUUAUUUGCAUUAUCAACUGUUGCAUGUAAUAUACCAAAUGUUUAUUCUUAUUCAUUAUCUAUGCAAGUAAGUGCACCAAUAUUUGAACGUAUACCACGUUUUCUAUAUACAGUAAUUGGUACUGUGAUCUAUGCUCUAAUGGCUAUUUUUGCUGCAAAUAACUUUAAUGAUUCAUUAACAUUAUUUGUGGAUUUAACUUCAUAUUUUUUUGGAAUAUAUCUUGUUAUUGUAUUUGAAGAUCAUUUAAUAUUUCGACGUUGUUCAUUUAAAAAUUAUAAUUUCAAUAUUUGCGAUAAUCGUAAAAAAUUACCAAUUGGUUUAGCUGCAAUUCUAUCAAGUUUCGUUGGAAUAGUUGGUAUUGCACUUGGAAUGUCUCAAACUUGGUUUAGUGGACCAAUUGCAAAAGCUAUUGCAAAUGAUAGUGGUGAACGAGGUGCAAACGUUGGCUUUAUAUUUGGGUUUAUAUUUACAGGAAUUGUAUUUCCACUGUUUCGAUUUAUUGAACUGUAUUUUAUUGGACGAUAA
Messenger RNA from Adineta steineri, 1620 nucleotides. The record is from the annotation of a GenBank genome assembly. Lineage: Eukaryota; Metazoa; Rotifera; Eurotatoria; Adinetida; Adinetidae.